AGUGGGGGAGAUCUACCAAACUUACUUAGAUAAGUUCACCUCUAUGACUCGGACAGUUGGUUCGUUGUGACCAUCUCGUACCAUCCUCUUACAAACCAACUGUAGACAUGGCGGAUAAGGAAAAGAAGAAGAAGACCAAAAAGAAGGAGGAAGCAGCGCCAGCUGCUCCUCCACCAGAACCUGAACCAGCACCUCCAGCAGAAGAAAAACCACCAACACCUGCUAGUACACCCAAGGAAUCUGGUUCAACUAGAGCAAGCAGUCGCGGUAGUCGAAAAGCGAAGCGCACUGGAUCCAGUGUGUUCUCUAUGUUUACUCAGAAACAGGUGGCUGAAUUCAAGGAGGCAUUCCAGCUUAUGGAUGCAGAUAAGGAUGGUGUAAUUGGAAAGAACGACCUCCGUGCUACUUUUGACUCUGUUGGCCGUCUUGUCACUGACAAGGAACUCGAUGAUAUGCUAAAUGAGGCACCUGUGCCUAUUAACUUUACUCAAUUACUCAAUCUAUUUGCAACUCGCAUGUCUGGAUCAGGUACGGAUGAUGAUGAAACAGUAGUAGCUGCCUUUAGCACCUUUGACGUGAAUGGUAAAAUUGAUGGUGAAAGAUUGAGGCACGCUUUGAUGACUUAUGGUGACAAAUUUACCGCGAAGGAAGUCGACGAUGCAUACGACAAUAUGUACAUUGACGACAAAGGUUUCAUUGACACGCAAAGUCUUAUCGCGAUGCUGACUGGUACGGGCGAUGAAGAUGAGGAAUAAUUUUAAGUGAUCUUUAACGUGCAAAAACGUCUGUUAAACCUUUAAUCAUUACAAAAAACAAAGUCUUGUAUUAGCGCCAGACUCGUGUGGUUUGCUUCCAAAGGGUGGAAAGUACCUAAAAGCGACGACUAAGCAACCGUGAUCAUUCCCUUCCUUUGCUCUUCACUGGUAAAAGUAUUUUUUUCCAAAGGGAACUCUUUUCAGUAAUAAAAGUCCAUUAGCGCAACACAAGAAACCAUAGAACAUUCUUUUGAAGGUAAAACGACGUGUCUGCCGAUAACCGAGGCAUUGAAACUCCACAUUAUUGUUCGUAUAAUAAAAUUACUUACAAACUUCA
Molecule: messenger RNA, 1092 nt
Organism: Dufourea novaeangliae
Lineage: Eukaryota; Metazoa; Arthropoda; Insecta; Hymenoptera; Halictidae
Gene: Mlc2
Product: myosin regulatory light chain 2
Exons: 5
Coding region: 108-755 (215 amino acids)
Biological process (GO): locomotion; post-embryonic development
Cellular component (GO): myosin II complex; cytoplasm
Molecular function (GO): myosin heavy chain binding; calcium ion binding
Source: RefSeq, a predicted model, not a curated record